AUGUUGGGUGAUGACGACAUGCGAGUUAUAUUUCAUAGUCAAUCAAGAUUUCCCGACUUAGGCGCGCUGGAGUUGUUUGUCAGAAUGGUUGACGUGGAGAGCAGUAGCGGGGGGACUGCUCCGAAUCUGCCCACUGGCGUCAUAGAAGGAACUUCCACCGCCGUUCCAACAGGGCAACCGGUGACUCCACUUGUUUUGUCCCCAUCUUUUGCUGCUGAUUUGCCUGUCUCGGGUGAUGACUUGGGUGAUGGGCGUAGCUUCGACCAGCUUGCAGCUGCGAUGGGAGUUGAUCCUGUAGUGGACGGUGCACCCGCAUUCAUGGAGGUAAGAGAGAGAGAUCCGUUUGUGGAGGCUAUAGGUGAUGAUGGGUCAGAUUCGGAGCCACCAAUUAUUGGUGACGAGAGCGACGGUGACGAGGACACCGCAGUUGCCGUGGGAGCUCAAACCCAUGGUAGCAGUGGAACGCAGCAGUACCCUCGACACUUUACCACAUUGAACCUUGAAGCAAUGAACCCGGCCGCAAACUUAGAUCAGCAUCACCAGGUGAUUCACGGAGAAAGGCCUAGCGUGAUUGGCACGGACGAGUUUGAGGUUGGGCAAAGGUUUGAAACAAAAGAGGAAGCUGUACUGACAAUAAAGAGUUAUAAUAUUCAGCGGGGAGUAGAGUAUAAAGUGUUUGAGUCCGACCAGUUGAAGUAUCAUGGGAAGUGUGUCCAGUUCGGGAAUGGUUGUAAUUGGCUGAUCCGUGUCACUAUGAGACAGAGAAAAGGCUACUGGGAAGUUAGAAAGUACAAUGGACCACACUCGUGUCUAGCAACGGAGAUAUCGAUGGAUCACAGGCAGCUCGAUUACCAUGUCAUAUGUGCCUCGAUUUUAUCAUUGGUGAUGGCUGAUGCAUCGGUGUCGGUUAAGGUGUUACAGAAUGCGGUGUCAUCGAAGUUUGGGUUCAAGCCAAGCUACAGGAAGGUUUGGAUGGGCAAGCAGAAGGCAAUUGCGCAGAUAUAUGGAGAUUGGGAGGAGUCUUAUAACCACAUACCACGGUGGAUCAUGGGGGUUCAGUUGUAUAUGCCAGGUACGAUUGCGCUUUUGCGUACUUCGCCAGUGAGGAUAGGUAAUACCGUUGAUGCGUCAACGGUUUUCUUUCAUCGACUAUUUUGGACGUUUCCUCCAUGCAUUGAGGCAUUUAAGUAUUGCAAGCCACUUAUAUCCAUUGAUGGGACCCAUUUGUAUGGGAAGUAUGGCGGCACUCUGCUAAUGGCUAUUGCCCAAGAUGGAAACUCGAACAUUCUUCCAGUGGCUUUCGGGUUAGUUGAAGGCGAAAACACGGAUUCAUGGAAGUUUUUCCUCACUAAUCUCCGCCAGCAUGUCACACCUCAACCCGACAUUUUAGUCAUCUCUGAUCGGCACAAUGCCAUCAAGGCUGCCUUGCUUGCAGAGGACGGUGGAUGGCUCCCACAGUCGGCAUACCGGGCAUUUUGUGUGCGACACAUCGCGUCUAACUUCGCACUGUCAUACAAGUCUAAGGAAGCCCGGAGGAUUCUAGUGAAUGCCGCAUACGCAAAGACUGAGGAGGAUCACCGGUAUUACAUGGAUAUUUUGAGGAAGGAAGAUCCUGGGAUGGUUGAAUGGUGCGACAGGAUUGGGUUGGAGUUGUGGACCCAAUAUCGGGAUGGUGGUCGUCGAUAUGGUCAUAUGACGACUAACAUCUCUGAGUGUAUCAAUGCCGUGUUUAAAGGCACACGCAACCUCCCGGUGGGUUCAUUAGUUAAGUCAACAUAUGGGCGGUUGGCCGAACUCUUUGUGAGGAAAGGAAAGGAGGCCGAGUCUCAAGUCGGAGCAAAUCAAGAAUUCUGUCAGACCCUUGUGAAGGCGAUCGAGAGGAAUCUACAAGCCUCAAGGAAUAUGCGGGUGGAUCUAUAUGACAGGGGAAACUCUGAGUUUGUCGUUGAGGAACUUGCGCCGACCGCGGGUAGGAUUGCAAUGAGUGUGUGUCGGGUGUCUCUAUCCGCCCGCACAUGCGACUGUGGGAACUUUCAAGCACUCCACUAUCCGUGUCGUCAUGUGCUUGCCGCAUGUUCAUUUUGCAGACUGGAUUGGAGGACAUACGUUGAUGAUGUGUACCGCAUGAAGACCGUGUUCAAUGUUUACAAGAUGGGUUUCUCUCCGCCUAUCCACGAUGAUCUCUUACCCGUGUAUGAGGGACCUCGUGUCAUCCCCGAUCCUGGCAUGAUGCGGGCUGCAGUUGGAAGACCUCGGAGCACUAGGAUAAGGAAUAGUAUGGAUGAGGCGGAUCCGGAUAGACCCAAGAGAUGCGGACUGUGCAGGACCCCUGGUCAUACCAGAAGAAACUGUCCACAGCGCCCGGGAGCUUCUGGAUUGCACGAAGGUAGCAAUGCGUAG
Arachis ipaensis is the source of this 2400-nucleotide messenger RNA. NCBI's taxonomy places the organism in Eukaryota, Viridiplantae, Streptophyta, Magnoliopsida, Fabales, Fabaceae. The record is from RefSeq and is a predicted model, not a curated record.